UUGCGCAUGCGCCAGAUGCUCUCAUUGUCCUGUAGCCAGUCGACCCGAGAAAUAAACAAACUCAGCAAACCAACGAGUGCUCGUGCCUGGCACAGAUACGCGCUCCCGUGAGCGGCUUGGGGCUUCGUCAGUCUCCUCCCCCCUCAGCCUUUGCCUAACACGCCCGCGUCGCCUCGAGCUUUUCUACCCAUCACGUCCCGAGCUGUUGUACGGACUGCCGGUGCGAGGCCGCAACCGUUGCCCCCCGCCCGGGGCUUAGGAAAGCGGUGAGGGCCCUUCUCUUUCGUCCUGGCUCCUCCGUCGCUUUCUCCCCCCCCCCUCGGAAAAAGAAGAAUAGGGAAGGGGAAAUACCCUGCUCUUCUCCUUGGGAAGAGCACCUGGAAUAAGAGAUUUGCUUCAGGACACCUCCAACUUUACAAUGGCCUCUGCAGUAAUAAGUUCAGUUCCUACAACUGCUUCUCGAUUUGCUCUCUUACAAGUGGAUAGUGGCAGUGGAUCAGAGUCAGAAUCUGGAAAAGGAAGAGGGGAUCGGAGUGCUGGGAAAUCGCAAGUUUCAGGCAGCAAAUCCAUCUCUAAUGAAAAAAAAAAAGAGAAAAGAAGAAAAAAGAAGGAACAGCAGCAGAGUGAAGCAAAUGAGCUCAGAAACCUUGCUUUCAAAAAAAUUCCUCAGAAGUCUUCCCAUGGAUCCUGCUCAUCUCAACAUGAGCAAACUUCACAGAACUCAGUGCAGAAAGAUUCUCAGGAAGAAAAUUGGCAAGAAUGGAGGCAAAGAGAUGAACAGCUGACUUCUGAAAUGUUUGAAGCAGAUCUUGAAAAGGCUUUACUUCUAAGCAAACUGGAAUAUGAAGAACACAGAAAGGAAUAUGAAAAUGCUGAAAAUGCUUCUCCUUCAAAAGCUGCACACAAGAAAGAGAAGAGAAAAAGUCAGCAGGGAAAAGACAAACCUCUCACUGUGUCAUUAAAAGACUUUCAGUUAGACAGUAACAUAGAUCCUGUUUCCAAAAAGCAGGAGGAAUUGGGAUCUUCUGAUGGAGGAUUCUUCAAUAGACUGGAAGAUGAUGUGCACAAAAUACUUAUUAAAGAGAAAAGAAGAGACCAGGUCACAGACUACAAUGGAAUGGAUAACAGUACAUCUCAUGACCCCACACAGGAUUUUUCCCUGAAGGAUGGAAGAAUAGAAAGACUAAAGCUGGAACUUGAAAAGAAAGAUGUAGAAAUUCAGCAACUAAAGAGUGUCAUCGGCCAGUGGGAGGCAAAGUAUAAAGAAGUAAAAGCACGAAAUGCACAACUUUUGAAAAUGCUACAAGAAGGUGAAAUGAAAGAUAAAGCUGAAAUACUCCUUCAGGUUGAUGAAUCUCAGAGUAUUAAGAAUGAACUGACUUUACAGGUGACUUCUCUUCAUGCUGCAUUGGAACAAGAAAGGUCUAAAGUGAAAACACUGCAAGCUGAAUUAACAAAAUAUCAGGGUGGAAGAAAAGGAAAAAGAAAUUCGGAGUCUGACCAGUGCAGGUGAUUACAAUUGCACCUGCUUCAGAGAAGGGUGAAAAAAGGAAUUGAUCUUCAGGUGUUUUGCAAGUGUAUAUUUUUACCUACUGCUUAACUAUGCAGUUUUUUUGGGGGUGGGUUGAAAGCAAGAUGUUAAUUGACUAACAUGCUGAAUAUAUGUUGCACUUAUAGUGUAAGGAAAAGAACCUGGAAAGAAGUAUUAUAGUUGAGCUCAAACCUUGUUUGUGCUAAUGCUACAUUUAGUUUUUCAUCAGUCAAUAAACUUUUGUCCUUUGUAUG
Heteronotia binoei (common prickly gecko) is the source of this 1785-nucleotide messenger RNA. RefSeq names its product G kinase anchoring protein 1 (gene GKAP1). NCBI's taxonomy places the organism in Eukaryota, Metazoa, Chordata, Lepidosauria, Squamata, Gekkonidae. The transcript has 12 exons. Gene Ontology annotation, cellular component: Golgi apparatus. The record is from RefSeq and is a predicted model, not a curated record. Gene Ontology annotation, biological process: signal transduction. The coding region runs from base 419 to 1513 and encodes 364 amino acids.